Eruca vesicaria subsp. sativa (arugula) is the source of this 1447-nucleotide messenger RNA. Lineage: Eukaryota; Viridiplantae; Streptophyta; Magnoliopsida; Brassicales; Brassicaceae. The record is from the annotation of a GenBank genome assembly.
UUGUUUCAUCGUUCAUCUCCGAAUAGAAAACCAAAAAAUGAUGCGAAACGUCGACGUCCACGUCAAAACCCUAACCCCUUCCGUCCGUACACUCCUCUCCUCGAUCUUCACCCCUAAGCACAAACCCCAAACCCUCUCCCUCCCCCUGCAAUUCUCCUCUCGCUUCUCCUCCUCCUCACACGCCUCCUCUCGUCUCUUCUCCAAUGCCAUAUCCUUCUCCAGCGCUCCGAUUCGCGGUUUUCACGGGAUACGAAGCUUCGAGUCCAUCGUCACAUUUAGGGCUUUCUCUACCUCUUCCCCUGCUUCGCUUCAGCAGAAUCAGAAUCAGCAGGAAGUUGAGGAGGGCGGUGAAAAGGUUCCGACUUUGGAGGUGGGUGAUGGGAAUUACGGAGGAUUAGAGGAGGAGACGAAGCUUUCUCUUCCUGUGAGAGCUUAUUUCUUCUCCACUAGUGUUGAUUUGAAAGGCUUAGUGGAGCAGAACAAGCACAACUUUAUCCCACCCACUUCGCGUAUGACUAACUAUGUUGUUCUUAAGUUUGGCAAUCAUACUGAUCCCACUGGAACUGGUGGUUGUAUAAGUGGGAGUGAGUGUAUUUACAUGGUGGUAUUCCAGUAUGGGUCGAUUGUCUUGUUUAAUGUACGGGAACAUGAGGUUGAUGAGUAUCUUAAAGUGGUGGAGAGGCAUUCUUCUGGUUUGCUCUCUGAGAUGAGAAAAGAUGAGUAUGAAGUAAGAGAGAAUCCAGAUCUGAACACCUGGAUGCAAGGAGGACUGGACUACAUCAUGUUGCAGUUCUUGAAUAUUGAUGGUAUCAGAACCAUUGGCAGUGUUCUUGGCCAGAGCAUAGCACUGGAUUACUAUGGCCGGCAGGUUGAUGGUAUGGUAGCAGAAUUUACUGACAUAAACCGUGGGAUGGAGAAAACCGGAACGUUUACAAUGGACAGGAAAAAGCUGUUUCAGUUGGUAGGAAAGGCUAAUUCUAAUCUGGCUGAUGUGAUUUUGAAGCUUGGUCUUUUUGAGAGGUCAGAUAUAGCUUGGAAGGACGCCAAGUAUGCUCAGAUAUGGGAGUAUCUUAGGGAUGAAUUUGAAUUGACACAGAGAUUUGCAAGCCUUGAUUUUAAGCUCAAGUUUGUCGAGCACAACAUUCGUUUCCUUCAGGAGAUACUUCAGAACAGGAAAUCAGAUUUUCUGGAGUGGCUAAUCAUUAUCCUGAUCAGUGCUGAAAUCGCCAUUUCGUUGUACGAUAUGGUCCGGAGAUCCUUGUGAUCACCCUCCUCUGCUAUUCUUAAAGCAUAUUCUUCCUUGUGGUGACAAGUAAACACACACUCUUUUGUUUUCACCUUGUAAAGUGAUAGGAAAAAGCUCAUAAAAUCAUAAUUGUAGGACUUGAGUUUCGUACUAUGCUUCUCCUUAUUCACUGCUUAUCUGCAGUCAAACAAAAGGUUUUUC